AUGAAGAUGAAUUUCCUAUUUUGGUUGUUCAUUAUUGGCUCCAGUAUAGCAACUGUGCGGAGCAAAGGAUGUGAGCCAAUCACUAUCCCACUAUGCCGAGGAAUAGGUUACAACAUGACGUCUUUCCCAAACAGUUAUGGCCAUGAAAAGCAAGAGGAAGCUGGCUUAGAAGUACAUCAAUUCUAUCCUUUAGUAGAGGUCGGAUGUUAUCAACACUUGAAAUUCUUCCUCUGUACUCUUUAUACUCCCAUCUGUCAAGAUAACUAUGAUAAGCCAAUUCUUCCUUGUAUGGAACUUUGCUUAGAAGCUAAGAAACGUUGUAGUCCUAUUAUGCAAAGAUACGGAUUCCGAUGGCCAGAAACUCUCUAUUGUGAUUCUCUACCUCGCAUGGCUGACCAGUUAACAUCUGGAAAUAUCUGCGCUGCUCCCCCAGAUACACCUAAGCAAUUGAAGAAACAACAACAGCAACAACAAAUAUUACCAGUCUUGCCUUUGGAUGAACAGAACCCUCUCGUUAUUGAUAUCGGAGAAAUUUCUGUUCCUCCUGGAGAUUGUAGUUGUCGCUGCUCUCAUCCAUAUCAAACUGUCUCCAACCGCCAAGCAUUUGUUGGAAACGUUUCUGGAUGCUCUUACCCAUGUUACUCUUCAACUUUAACUGAGAAGAACAAGCCUUUCUUAACAUCCUGGAUGGGUGUCUGGUCAAUCACCUGUUUCAUCCUCUCGGCUUUCACGUUCCUCACAUUCCUUAUUGAGACGGACCGCUUCCAAUACCCAGAGCGUCCAAUCUUCAUGCUUGCUUUCUGUCAAAUGAUGGUAGCAGUUGGAUUCAUCAUCAGAAUCUUUGUUGGACAUGAACAAAUUGCUUGUGACCAAUACCGAAUUCGAGGAGUUGAAGAUGGAAACAGCAGUGUGUGUCUCUUGGUCUUCUUACUGACAUAUUUCUUCGGAAUGGCAGCAUCCGUUUGGUGGGUAGUCUUAUCCCUCACCUGGGUUUUGGCUGCUGCCUCUAAAUGGUCAUCUGAAGCUAUUGCGUCCUAUUCCUUCUACUUCCACGUUCUCGGAUGGCUAGUACCUGCUGGACAGACGGUUCUUGUUCUCAUAUUCCAUUCAAUUGAUGGUGAUCCAAUCACUGGAAUGUGUUACGUAGGAAAUACUGAUGUAAUGGCUCUUAGAAUAUUCGUGCUCGCUCCACUCAUUGUAUACUUCUCACUCGGAGUUUUCUUCCUCUUUGUCGGUUUCUUCAAUCUUUGGAGAAUUCGCAAUGAAGUUCAAAAACAACAUCCGGGAUUGGACAACGCUUCAAAGCUUACUCAGCUAAUGUCGAAAAUUGGAAUCUUCUCUGUUCUCUACACAGUUCCUGCUUUGUUCGUCAUUAUGGCUCUGUUUUACGAGCAACAUAACCGACAACUCUGGGAAGAACAAGCUCUUUGUCCAUGCGCCACCAAGAACGGAGCACCAUCUCGUGAUAUGGCUCUAAUUCUUGCUUUGGUGAAAACAGCUUGUAUGUGUGUAGUAGGAUGGACAAGUGGAGUUUGGAUUUGUAGUCGAAAGACGCUUUCAUCUUGGCUCAACCUCAUAUGUUGUCUUGGUCGCCCCGUCUCUAAUACCAAAUACCAAGCAGCAGAUCUCAUAUAUGGCAAAAGUGAAAUCUCAAUUCCACCUCAUUUCUAUAAUACAGCAUUGAGGCAAAAUCAUAUUUAUGGAGCCAUACCAAACAAAUUAUAA
This is a messenger RNA of Auanema sp. JU1783, 1725 nucleotides long. The record is from the annotation of a GenBank genome assembly. Lineage: Eukaryota; Metazoa; Nematoda; Chromadorea; Rhabditida; Rhabditidae.